Messenger RNA from Lentinula edodes (shiitake mushroom), 2122 nucleotides. RefSeq lists its product as uncharacterized. The transcript is spliced from 17 exons. Gene Ontology annotation, biological process: DNA-templated transcription; regulation of DNA-templated transcription. Lineage: Eukaryota; Fungi; Basidiomycota; Agaricomycetes; Agaricales; Omphalotaceae. The coding region runs from base 68 to 2050 and encodes 660 amino acids. Gene Ontology annotation, molecular function: zinc ion binding; DNA binding; DNA-binding transcription factor activity, RNA polymerase II-specific. The record is from RefSeq and is a predicted model, not a curated record. Gene Ontology annotation, cellular component: nucleus.
CGAUAAUAUACACCCCACCUAGUGCAUGCAUUGAUUACUUUUCUACUUCGUGACUCUGCUACGAGCAAUGCCCAAAGUCCCUUCGACCUCGAGCCACGCUCAUUCCCCUUCUCAAGGGCCUAAUUUAAAUGUUCUCAAAAGGAAUCAGGCUUGCCAUCAGUGUCGAAGACGGAAAUUGAAAUGCGACGCUAAAAGACCUUGUUCGACCUGUGUCCGAUCUCACAAGCAUGCCAUUGCGCAUUCUCCUGCAGGGACCGUACAUCCCACAGAACCUGAAUGCACUUUCGAUGAGCCAUUGGAACUUAACACUGGCGUAGAUGGUCCGAGGACAAAGUAUGAGAAGUUGGAGAACCGGAUUGCCGAACUUGAAGCCUUACUGCAAGAGAAGAAUGGAACGCAAAGGCUCAUGAGUCCUCAAAACGGUAGCCCGGCUUCGUCGAAUCAUGAUAGAGACAGUGGAUUUGGCUCAGAAUCUGACUCCCGCUCGUCUGGUUCUACUCCAGCAUUAGUUCCAGCAGCCCUGUCGACGUCAUUGUCGAUGCCGGGAAUGGACAUGACUUGGACUCACUGGCCCACAGACUUACCUGGGCCUGAUCUUCUUCGACAUCUAAUUGAUGUUUUCUUCACCUUCCAUCCCCACGCAUCUCAGCUGUUCCAUACGUCCACGUUUAUGACUUCACUCUCCCUCCCUCCGGAUCAUCCAAAAUUCCCUGCUGUGCCUGUUCUUCAUGCAAUCUGUGCAGUAGGCAGUCUUUACACCUCUGCAGUCACUUCUGCUCCUCCAGUAAAUUUCGAUAAGGUCCCUGCUGACGAAAUAUUCACGGAGCGUUAUCGGAUAAAGGAGAAUCGACCCGACUCAUUUGCAGAACAACAAGCUACGCUUGCCAAAGAGGCGCUUCAACGUAUGGAAAUAAUGGGACUAGAGCUCAUUCAAGUAUUGCAAAGCACCAUCCUUCUAAGCUGGUAUUAUUGUUCGAAUGCAAGUUGGGCUGAGCUGUUCCUCAAUUGCGCACACUCCAUGCGUCUUUGUGUUCCACUCGGUCUGAACGUUUGCCCGCCAUUCCACACCAUUUCAAGAUCAACGAGACCAGCUUCUGUCUUGAACCCAGCGAAGAAUGUUGUAGAAGACGAGCUGCGGAGAAAUGUCUUCUGGUUCGCUUACGCUAUGGAGCGGCAGCACGGGUGCAGCAAUGGCUGGGCGCUCAGCUUGGACGAUAAUGACAUUUCGCAAUUACUUCCAGUUCAGAGCGAUCAAUUUGACAACGGAAAACUUGUUUCACCGAGCGAACGUCAAUGGGCACAUUCAAAUGAUUUACUCACAGUCCACCCGGAACAUCAAACGGAUGGGCUUAUCCUGUAUAUCAAAGCUUCUAUUCUCCUGUCGAAAGUCAAGACUUUUAAUCUUCGUUUCCGAGCGAAACACUUCUCUGGCGAUGGAGAAGGUAGCCUUUCCUACAAUACUUUUCGUGCUGACGAGCCUGUGGAUCCCCGAAACACGAUGUCGUUCAUUGACUUGGAUGGAACUGUCACCUCCUUCAUUGCCACAUUCCCUUCCCAUCUACGAAACCCAUUGACAAAGGAUGAGAAGAUGGAUUGUACGCUGUUUGCUGCGAUGGCGAUGUCACACGUUGCUAUGAUCGUCCUUCAUGAACCUCAUGCGGACAUCAGAAGUCGCGGUUGUAUUUCUGCUCUCAAAAUUCUUACUGCCACUAGGUCUAUCGUUGACUUGAUUUAUACUGCUUGGUCAACGACGUUUGAUCUUUCCCUUUUUGAAUCUUUUGUAUCGUUCUGUUUCUUUGCUGGUGGGCGAGUCCUCUCGAGGUUUCUGCAGGCUGCACUCGAAGAAGAGGCCGAGGAUCAAAUCAAAACUUUCCGUUCUGAAAUGGGAGUCAUUAGGACUGCCAUUGAGCAGAUGUCAACUCGUCAUCGAAUUGCUUCGUAUCUACUAAGAAUGCUGGACGACCUCACUGCUAAGUCGGAAGUACGUUGGUCGGAAACAUUGUCUCCAACCACGGCGCAUCCCUUGGCACUAGAAUCGGUGGUGGUUUGAUAUUAUUUAUUAGCAUUAUAUAUUUUAUGUUGUCUGUAGCUAUGAUAUAAAUAUGAAGGAUUUCUUUCUUUA